Xenia sp. Carnegie-2017 is the source of this 1884-nucleotide messenger RNA. Its product is annotated as protein arginine N-methyltransferase 3-like. Lineage: Eukaryota; Metazoa; Cnidaria; Anthozoa; Malacalcyonacea; Xeniidae. Gene Ontology annotation, molecular function: protein-arginine N-methyltransferase activity. The record is from RefSeq and is a predicted model, not a curated record. Gene Ontology annotation, biological process: peptidyl-arginine methylation. Gene Ontology annotation, cellular component: nucleus.
AGUACAUCGGGGAAUUAAACAAUUGUGAAAAUGGUAACAAUAUUCUAUAUAACCCAAUGGAUUAUAUGAUGACUGAACAGUUUCCAUAAAGAUUUACCCAAGCGGUGCAAAUCGUAAAUUAUGCAUUUAAUGGUUGCGUAACGCAACUUGCGUUCUUUUGAAUUUGGAACAAAGCGUUAGCGUUUGUAAACAUAAUACUCAAUACUCAAGCGAUACAGAACUAUUGUCGCACGUGUUUGUAACUAUUGAAGGUAAAGAUGAUUGAAGACGAAAGUGACGAAGAAUAUUGGGAAGAGGAGGAGACAAUUGAUGGCUCACCUGUCGUUUGUUUAUUUUGUUGUGAGACUUUCCCAACUGCAAAUGAACUAUGGAAGCACUGCAAAGUCACACACAAUUUCAACAUUGACAAAGUCAAAAAAAAAUUUAGAUUGGAAUUUUAUGGCUACGUAAAAUGGUGAAUUAUUUAAGAGCUAAGAAAAUGGCAUGUGGUGAUGUGCUUCGGCUAACUGGUCCCCUUCCAUGGGAUGAUGACAAGUAUCUUCAUCCAUUUAUUGAAGAUGAUCCAUUAUUGCAAUAUGAUUUUGAUGAUUCCGAUGAAGACAGCGAAACUGAUGGCAAUGUUUGCAAUGGUUUUCAUGAUGAUGAUGUUGAUGAAGUAGAUGACAGAUUAUACAACGCGAUGCAGCGGGCUAGAAAGGCAGAAACAGCUUUGCAACAAGCACUUGCAGAUAUGGAACAAAUGAGAGCAGGAAUGCAGAAUCUUGUCGCUGGCAAUGACAAAGAAACCGCCUUUGUUCGUAACAAGCUAAAAGUUAACGAGGACAGUGAGGAUUUCUACUUCAGCAGUUACUCUCAUUAUUCAAUUCACGAAGACAUGCUGAAGGACAGCGUUCGCACGUUGAGUUACAAAAACUUUAUGCUCGAGAACCGGCAUUUGUUUGAAGACAAGGUUGUUUUGGAUGUUGGUUGCGGUUCGGGGAUUUGUCGAUUUUGCUGCAAAGCUGGCGCGAAAACCGUCAUCGCGGUGGACAAUUCUUCAAUAAUCUAUCAUGCUAUGGACAUUGUUAGGGAAAAUAAACUUGAUCACAUAAUUGAACUGAAGAGGGGUCGAGUGGAAGACAUCGACUUAAAUUUGAAACAGGUUGACGUCAUCAUAUCUGAAUGGAUGGGAUAUUUCCUUCUCUUCGAAUCGAUGUUGGACACUGUUCUGUUCGCCCGAGACAAAUGGUUGACGAAUGGUGGUAAAGUUUAUCCCGACCGAUGUACAAUGAGUUUAGUUGGUGUGGAAGAUGAUAAGCGAAUGAAAGAAAAAAUAGGAUUUUGGGAUGAUGUAUACGGUGUAAAGAUGAGUUGUAUGAAGAAUUUAAUAAUUGGGGAACCUGUGAUCGAUGCCGUCGAUCCGUGUACCACGUUAACGGAUAGCUGUGUAAUAAAGGAGAUCGAUGUGAACGCGGUGAAAGUGGCAGAUUUGGAUUUCAAAAGUGAUUUCAAAUUAAAAGCGUUGCGCGAUGGUUCUUUGCAUAUAAUAGUUGGAUAUUUUGACAUUUUCUUCGAGGAAGAUUGCAUAAAUAAGAUUACUUUCAGUACGGAACCAUCCAGUCCAACAACUCACUGGAAACAAACAUUGUUUUUCCUGGAGAGAGCUCUGGAUUUACGCAAAGACGAGGUGAUAACCGGUUUUAUUCUCUGCAAAAAAGAACAAGAGAGACAGUCGAAGUUUAGACAUAACGAUGGAACUACAGAGCAACGAAACACAGCGUUUCGUUAAGAGUAAAUACACAUUACAGUAAAAUUGAUUCUGUGUUAAAAUUUUUGUAUUUAAAUUAGCUAUACAUAACACAAAUCAUACAAUUGAAAGCAAAAUUAUAUGCUGAAUGUUCGUAA